GACUCGUUCCGCAGGAAUCGUCAGCGAGGGCAGGUCGGUAAAAAGAUGAGACCGCGGAGACCUCUUCCCAGAUAUUGCGCACACUUCCCGCCUCGGGCCGAGCUGGCAAACCCCCCCAUCGGCUCUCUUUCCCUCAGUCUUGCAGAGGACUUUACAUCGGUCUCAUAUUUCGUCUUUCAGAGGUUUCGUCGAAAAUGCCCGAGUGUCCCAAAUGCGGAAAACCUGUCUACUUCGCGGAGAGGAAGACGUCGCUUGGCAAGGACUGGCAUGGGUUUUGCCUGAAAUGUGAGAAAUGCAACAAAACCUUGACCCCGGGUCAGCAUUCGGAACAUGAAGGGAAACCCUACUGCACCACUCCUUGCUAUGGAGCCCUCUUCGGGCCUGGAGGUUACGGCCGAGGAGGAACCGAGAGUCACGUGUACAAAAAGAAGUGAGAUGGCGAUCGGGUCCAUCACGCUCCUCUUCCCGCAUUCCAAAUACCCUAUCUGACACUCCGUUCAUCUAAUGACUCCUCUUAAGUCUUCCCAAUGACAGACAUGAAUGGCACAAAAACGAUUCCCAUCAUUUUAUUUUAUUUUUGGCACCAUCUUCUUGUUUUCAUGUCAGUUUUGUACAAAGUAUAAAAUGACCAUCAGAUUCUUCCACAAACGAAAAUGCCACAUCUUGGUUGGAGAGCUCUGUGCAUAACAUGAUCAGGGAUGAGAACAGUAUCAAGAUGGAUGAGAAGUGAAUGUAGUGCAAGCACGCUGAAGUGUCUUUUUCAGUCUUAAAGCAGUCAGACGAGAUCCUGGAUGGCUUCUCCAGCAUUCCACCAUCCCCUGUACCACUGUCAACACCACCUGACAAAAUCAAACAAUUAAUCAAUUCUAGAUGCCAAUGUUCUAAUUGAUACAAAAUCAGAAUAGGUUUGGUUUCUUAGUCCUGGUUGCAGGGGCCUGAAAUUCUCCCUUGUACUAGGGCAAUGGGAUAGGUCAAAUGAGUCAGAUUAUCUUGGAUGAAUGAAUGGAAUGCAGAUGUAUGUAGGUGCAGAUGUACAGGGUGUAGUUAGUUUGUGGCAAUCCCAAAGUGUCACACUCCCCCCCCCCAAUAGAUUAAGGUUUAUUUCAUUGUUGAUGUGGCUUCAAGUGCAAGUAAGAGUAAAACUGAAAGCUAAGUUGGUGUGAGACCCCAUCAUAUUCAUCCUAGCAAACAACUCAACAUGAAAAGCUCAUUGGUAGUGAUAGCUUUCUACCUAUAAUGAACAUGUUCGUUGACUUAAUUGAUUGCUUGAGAAUUGAUCAGAGUUCCCUGUGUUCAAGGAAUUUGAUUUAAAAAAUACUUGAAUUUCCAUAUGAGUGGAAAGAUGUUAGAUAGUGAAAGAUAUUCACAUUGAAUGUUUCUGACAAGGUGUUAUUGAGCACUCAAUACUUGGAUGGACUGUAAGUCACUAUGCUUUCUAUUUGAAGCCACAUAAGCAAUGCAGUAAGCCAUAAUUAGUUACACACUAGCAGCCCUUGUGAAUUGCUAAAAAAAAAAAAAACUACCAUGAAUUCCAUAACUGAAUAUAAAAAAAUGGAAAGGGAAUGUCUUGACAUUGACUUGGAAUGUAGGUAUGAGUAGAAAUGCCUCUUUACCCCUACCCUUGAAACUUCAAUGAGUACUGUCUAAGGCUAGGACCAUACCUUUAACUAUGCCUACUCUCUUCCAAAGCAAGAAUCUAUGUGGAAUCCUGGAAUUUUGUCUGUCUCUGUCAUGUUGAUCAAUGAAUGUUGAAGUCUGCAUAUGAUUUUUUUGGUUCAAGCUUUCAGGGGAGCAAGAGAUGACAUGCUGUAAAGGAUAAUUUCCAGUCAACACAAUUAACUGGAAGCUUGGAGUUCACCAGGCCCAUUUGUCCUAGCCUAUCCCAGGCUGAUUUCUUUACACUCAAUCAACAUGCCUAACUCUUUCUGAAUAGUACAUUUCUCUCCUGCCAAUUGAUGUACUAGUCUUGUGCUAUUUUGGUUCAGGUUCUGGAACUCUAUCUUAGUCAUCAGGUACAGUGGUAUUACAGGCACCAAACAUGAUGCUAAUGCAUAAAGAAAAUAUUGAUGGCAAAGUGAGCAGCCCACCAUGCUUUCAACUUGUUUUGUGACUGCCCAGACUAAAAUAUAAAAACUGGAUUGUGAGGAAAACAUAUUCCUAAAAGGGCUUGCACCAAUUAAUUCCUCGUGUGUUUCCCAUGGGGGAUCAUGAUGUAGGGACCCAGUCACUUAUCAAAUGAGAUGAGCACAUGGUAAGUAAGCACAGUAGUUUAUCAAUCUACCAGGGUCGUGCAAAAAGUAGGC
Molecule: messenger RNA, 2303 nt
Organism: Darwinula stevensoni
Lineage: Eukaryota; Metazoa; Arthropoda; Ostracoda; Podocopida; Darwinulidae
Source: the annotation of a GenBank genome assembly